Molecule: messenger RNA, 684 nt
Organism: Macrobrachium nipponense
Lineage: Eukaryota; Metazoa; Arthropoda; Malacostraca; Decapoda; Palaemonidae
Exons: 1
Coding region: 1-684 (227 amino acids)
Biological process (GO): DNA integration
Molecular function (GO): nucleic acid binding
Source: RefSeq, a predicted model, not a curated record
AUGCGUGCUAGCAUUCCAACCGCUGAUGAGACAACCACCACCACCCCCCUGCCGAAGGAAAGGAUCACCUUGCAGAAACCAUUUGCCGCAGUCGGCGUGGACCACACCGCAGCCAUACAAACCGAAACGCGACCAGGCUAUAUACUCCUCGUGACAUGCAUGGCCACCAGGGCCGUGUAUUUAGAUUUCUGCCCCUCCUUGGAUGCGGAGGAAUUUGUUCUAGCUCUUCGAAGAUUCAGUGCUACGCAUGGAGCCCCGACCAUAAUCACUUCUGAUAACCACCAAACGUUCAAGACGGCCAGCAACCUCCUUCAGGGACUUUAUGAAGAGGAUGAAGUCCAGCAGUUCCUGAGGAGGACUGGCGUAGAAUGGCGAUUCCAAACACCCUGUGCGCCGUGGAAAGGCGGUUUUUUCGAAGCGUCUGAUUGGUGUCACAAAACGUCCACUUCAGAUAGCCCUCGGGAGAAAGCAUCUCCCGGAGGCCCACGUAUUGUAUUGACUCUAGUGAAAGAGGCGGAGGCGGUAGUGAAUAAUAGGCCGUUGAUGUAUGGCGGUGACAAGUGCGAGGACGAGGUCCUCACCCCCUCUCAUUUAGUGCGAGGUCACUUAAUCAAUUUAAUGGCACCUGUUUUGCCAGAUGAAGACCUUAAUGCUACCUUCACCUCCCGGAGGCUACGAGAUUGA